AAAUGGCUGGAGAGAAACAGUUAUGAGGAUCGACGAUUUUAUCAGUUGGUAGCCAGUGAGUCCAGCCCUUCAGAUGAAGAGCCUUCAGUUCCGGAGCAUCGCCCCUAAGGCCCCGGCCGUGGUGCCCUCCCCUUCCCCUGCGGUCCUGUCCUGCCAGCCUCCCUCUGCCCUCCCUGAGGCUACCACCGCCUCCAGCCCCAAGUCCAUCAUUAUGCCCACCCAAAACUAUGCACUGAUGCAAAUAGCAGGUCAGGAUGGCACUUUCUCUCUGGUGGCGCUGCCCCCUUCUGUCUCCUCUCAGGCACCACAGCAACAACAGCAACAAACCCAGUCAAUUCAAAAGAACCUCAAGUUACCCAUUCCCAGAUACCAGCCAGUGAGGAGCAAGGGGACCACAGAUAAGGUCAAAUCACCACCACUAGCUGCCAGGGUGAAAACAUCCUCCAAGGUUGCUGUGACAGCGCAGACCAAGUCAGUGGUGAGUGGGUCAUCAACAGUGAUGAAGCAAAAACAGCAGGAGUCCAAGCACACAAAGGACACCCUAGUGCCCAAAGAGGAGCCUUCAGAGAAGGUAAUUCUGAUUGACCCAGCCUCCUCUGACAUCUCUGUCACUGCUCUACUCCCAGACAAUGCUGUCCUGUACCCAGGUUCUCAGUUAGAGCGAGCAACUGAUGGCUCUGAACAACCUGCUACAACUGGUCUUAUUCAGAACCUCCAGUACCCCCCUGCUGCUGUCAAAAGCUCCCCAGGCAAAUCUCCGGAGGAAAGUAAGACUACAGUGAGGUUGAGCCGAUCUAAGCCAAAUGCAGUCCAGCCACAGAGCAGCAUCACUGUCCUGUCCCCAGCCAUCUUCAGCAAAGCAGUCCAGAUUAUCCCAUCCCCACCUAAGGGUAAACUGCCCAUCCUGCCCUACUCUAAAAUGAAAAGCACCCUCAUCCCAGCUGCCAAACUCAGCAGUAUGUCCCCAGAGAAGAAGGGUUUCUCUAGCCAGACAGGACUCACCAGCCUCUUAGAUCCUACAUCCAAGACCCUCGAGACAGCUGAAGCCUUGGGUCACAACCAGGUGCCAAACUCCACUCUACAGCCCCAGGCCAAGACCACACUCAUGCCUGUGUUGGGAACCCUCCAGAAACCACCUGGCAAGAAGAGGGGGAGGAAAAGAAAGACAAUGGAAGACAUAUUGGCAUUUGAGGCCAGAAAGAAGAGGUCCUUGUCUUUCUUCCGUAGAAGGGUCCCAGAAAAACCGCCAGCAGUUGUUCCAGGCUCCAAACAAAAGGAAGUUGAUAUUUCAAAGAAGUACCGCAGCAUCCGACCCAAGCCCGUGUUGGUUAUGGAGACAGUUCCCCAACUGGUUAGUUUGCCUGCCAUUACCCCAGAUGGCCAAGAACAGGAGCUCAUACUUGGUCAUCAACUCCCCACCACUACCACAACCAAGGCCCUGGACUGUCCACCCCAAUCAGCCCCAGUAACCCUCCACCUGAGAGGUGCCUCCCAUCCGAGAGUGUUCAUAGGCAGCCGUCCGCUCCUCCGUUGCCCCACCUGCAGCCGCUGUUUCCAGUUCAAGCAUCACCUCCAGAGCCACAUGAACAGUCACACCAACAGUCGGCCCUAUGUCUGCCCAGUCUGCCGCAAAGCAUACGCUCACUCCGGCAGCCUGAGCACCCACAUGAAGCUUCACCACUCUGAGGUACUCCCACGUCGGUCUCUAGGCUGUGAGUUCUGCGAGAAGGCCUUUGGAUAUGUGGGGGUUUAUUUCAGUCAUCUGAGAGAGGUCCACAAAGUGGUGCUGACCGUGGAGCCGUCCAUCAGCCAUCAUGAGGAUGACUUGUCUGUGGAGGGGGCCGAAUCCCCAGAGCCAUCAGAUGAGCAGGAUCGUGAAGACCCAGUGGAGCUGCAGAUUAAAUGUGGCCGCUGCCAGGCCAUCACUCCCACCUUUGCCGACAUGAAGAUGCACUUGCUGUAUGUGCAUGGGGAGGAGGUCCAGGUUAGACUUCAUGAGGGCCAGUCCCUGCGGGGUGGCCGCGAGGCUGAGAAUGAGCUGGUAAAGCAUGCUGCCCACUACUGGCGGCAGCUCAAUGAGAGGCGCAACCUGGUCAAGUGCGGUAGCUGCGAUGAGGAGUUUUUCUCCUUCUCCAAGCUUAAGAGGCACAUCAUGUCCCACCACCAAGGAAGGGAAGGGGAAAACAGCGGGACACUCUCAUCACCAGAUAGCGGUGGAGGCCUUGGGGUCCUUGCAGCAGGUGCGGCCUUUAACUGUGUGCUUUGCAGUGAGGUGUUGGACACUAAAGAGGGGGUUAUGGAGCACUGGAGGAGUCGCCACCACUGUGAGCAGCCCAGCCUGCUGUGGGACGCCCUGAGCUUGUACUCCGGACAGGAAGAGGGUGAGGCAGACGGGGAUCUGGACACUCCUGCUCCAAGCCCACACUAUCCAGCCUAGCCCUUGGAUGGGCAUGGAGCCCUUCAUUGUGGCUCCUCCUCAGACACACUCAGUCCUAACAAUCAGCAGCACAGGGAUGAAGAUUUUCUCUUAUGUCUUUUAGCACUAGUUUCAUCUUUCACCAGUUAACUCAUUUGACUUGGUCCAAAAGAAGAAGAAAAAAAGGAAAUAGAAUAUCAAGCCAAUGGUGAAAAUUGAUCUUUGAGUUACAAUUCAUAAGGGAUUUUCUCUUUAGGUCAGAGAAUCCAAUUUUAUAAACUAUUAUUUUUCAUGUUGUUAUUUUGAUUGCACUGUUCUGUUUAUGAACUUCAUUUUGUUUGAAGGUAUGUAUUUAAUAUCCUGUUGGAUUAUUUUUUCUACUGUUUAUUUAAAUGUUUAAAAGGGUAAUUUAUAACCUAGCUGACAGUAAAACUGUUAAAUGGUCUUUUCACCCAAAUACUUACCUCUUGUGGUAUCUAGCAAUGCAGAUAAUUUGGUUUUAUGUGCUUAGUUUUUGAGAUAGCUGCACUAAGAUUUCUGCCUCCACUUUAUGCCUUGAUUAGAUAGUGAUAGCAGAGAGAUGACAAGAAACGUGGAGGAGAGAGAUCCAACAAAGGUCUCUGGCAGGAUUUGAACCAGAUUGCAGUUCAUAGUUAGUGUCCCCGAAGCCACGGGGGCUCCACAACUUUUUUCUUGAAAGACAAAUUGCUGUUAAGUUUUUAAUGUCAUUUUUAAAUACUGUGAGCACCACAAACAAAAUCCCAUUCAGCUCCAUUUUAUAGGGGUGGAGACAGAAAUCUCAAAGAUCACAUCUCAACUGAAACUACAAAAUCUGCGUGGCUAGAUACCACUAUGGGAAAGUGAGAAAAUGUUUUUUUAAUUGGGGUGGACUGGCCCUUUAAAAUAUUGAGAAAUGUAAAUCACAUAACAAGGGCACACUGUCGACUAUCACACUGGCUGAUAAUUUAUCUGUUGGCCUUGGAUUUUUACAGUUUAAAAGAAACCAGUAUCUGUACACAAUCAUUUGAUGUAAUAUUGCUCCUGUAAUGGUAAAUCAAUAUUUUCAGCUAUGACUUGAACUUUCAUGACUUGAUUUAAGGGCAGUAUUAGGGUCCUCUGUCAACCUGGACUCAUGAAGGAACACUUUCCUAACCAGCACCCAAGUGACAUCCUUGUGGCCUUCUGAAAAAAUCGGUGUUCAUGCGUUAGUGCGGUCCUCUGUACACCAUGUUCUAUCUCCUUGACUUGUUGAUUAAUGCCUAAAUGUGUAUUCUGUGAUAUGCCAAGGGUCUUUUCACACUGGUGAUUGUAAAAGUGAGUUUUGCAUUUAAGCUUUUUAACCACUGACAGAGUACUAUUUGUUGACUUAGUAAAUACGCAAAGGAAACCAUCGAAUUGCCUACCUGUUGUUGCCAGCUCAUGUACGCACCUGUGGAAUUGUGUGCACCCAGACUCUAUUAUUAGGGUUGAUAUAAACUGUUGUCAAGUCCAGAAAAAUAUGCUAUUUUAUACUCUAGAUUAAUACAGGGGUCUUUUAGUAUAUUUAUGCUUGUUGUUGGUCCUUAAAGAACCAGCACUGAGACAUUUGUUAUUUGCUUCUUCUAAUUUGGGGGAUGCUUAAUGUCUUGUUUCUUGGUUGGGAGGCCAUUGCUACAUGGCAAGUAGCUCUACUAACAUUUGUCUGUGUUUAUCUUUCAUAUGAAGAAAAAAAAACAUAACAGGGUCAAGUGAAUGUACCUGAAUGUUUUAAAAACCCUACCAAAAGUAUAUAUGCUAUAUAGACUUAUUCUAUAGAUAGAAUAUAUAGAUAUAUUGAGAAAAUAUAUAUAUAUUUGCAUAGAGUAACUAGUGAACCAGCUGCUUUGUUCUGUCACAGUGGAGGAGGGAAAUGAGAGAUGAAUAUACAGUAUCAUUGCCAAAACUGGCAACAAAAGCCAUGUAGAGCUGUCCUUUUGUUUCUGACACAAAAUGUAGGACUGUAAAUGAAGGGCAAAGCACUGAUGUGUACAUGUGGGUAAACUACAGUAUACUGUACUACUGUUCAUUGAAUGCCAUGUUUGAGUGUUCAUCAGUGAACUGUCCUUUAUUUUCAAGCCCUCAAUACAAACCAGGAAGUGACAGAAUUAAAGGUCAGACUCUUCUUUCCUCAGUUAGAUGAGAAACAUACAUGACUGUCAGCACAAGUUGGAAAGUGAAAAAUCCCACAUAAGGUGAUAUAAUGUGUUUGGCUCACCUAAUAUGUUGACUGUGUCCAAAAAAGAGACUGAAAGUGUUUGUGCUUGUGACUGUUUGUGUACCUGAAGAACCUGAUGUUUAUGAGAAUAAAUAUAUGAUUUGUUGAGGA
This is a messenger RNA of Siniperca chuatsi (mandarin fish), 4760 nucleotides long. RefSeq names its product zinc finger protein 438 (gene znf438). Lineage: Eukaryota; Metazoa; Chordata; Actinopteri; Centrarchiformes; Sinipercidae. The record is from RefSeq and is a predicted model, not a curated record. Gene Ontology annotation, cellular component: nucleus.